CCUUCUGGAACGUGGCAUUAAGACAGAUAUCAGGUUGGUCGAUGCUGUUCAAGAGCUUCCUCGUGGUGAAAAUGGCCUCACUUCCUUGGGUCUGACAUAAAGAGGAGAGAAACAGCAAAAUAUUCCUUGCUGGGAAUCAGGAUGGGUCCUUGAACUUUGCUGAGCCUGUUUGUUGACGUGACCUGAGCACGCGGCUCCCCAGGUGGGUGGGAGUCUCACACCUCCAACGUGAUGGAUGGAACAACAGUGGUGGAUGAGCUGUUACUUGCCUGAAAAAAAGUGUUUUGGGGGAAAAUUGUCUCCAGUCAUUCUCAUUUUGCUUGUGAUUUUUCCUACAUAUGUUUCUAAUCAUUAAGAAAUUCUGUAGCUUAAAUAAUGCUCUGAAAGUACGGUAACUGUUGGACUACAUUCUGUUGUAACCUUAUUGAAUUUCACUUCUCUGGAAAAAAUAAUGGGAUACUAUAUCUUGAAAAACAAAUGGUAAUUGCAUUUUUAACAGAAUGUUUCUCUUUGUGUUUCAAAACCUUCUGCACACAGUUAGACAUCUAGCCAGGGAAGAAGGUACAAAGCAUAUGGGCCAAUUUCUGUCUCUUGGCUGUUCAAGAUGCCUUAAUAUUCAGGCAGUGAUGUGUGCCUGUCCAUGCAAUAUGGCACAAUUUAUCUGUGUGGUAUCCUUGAGCUCAGGUGAGGUGGUCAAAAGCUGUGUACUGGCAUCAGGGGAGGUAUUUGAGGAGAAAUUGAGGAAAUGUGGGUCUACAUCCUGUUUCCUACUAGAUGUAUAGGUGCACAUCCUCUUAUGAAUUCAAAUUUGCGUUAUUUGAUCUGCAGAAGACCAAAGUUCCAGCAUUCAUGGUGCUGGCCAGAGGAACAGGUUCAUCCUGCAGGUGACCAGGAUCUUACAGAUAAGGAUCUCAUCAACACUGCAGAGACUGGAGUUGUCCAACACCCUCUGCACUGCCCGUGUGCCAUGAUGAUUUGACUUCCUCAGUGCUUUGGGGAUUUGCACAUCACCACGUGCUGAGAACUGGGUUGAUUAAAGCCUGGGACCUGAAAUAGAACCACCAGAGUUUGAUAACAUGCUGGUGUUACUGUCUGCCAAGGUUAGGAGAGCCCUGGUAAUACUGGAAGGCUCUUGCCUAAUUCUUUGUAAAUCUGGCGUGCUAAGAACUUUGUGAGGGGAUGCAUUUGGACAUGUGAAGCUUCAAGGCAAAGGAAUAGACUUGAGGUUUCUGACUGACAAGACACAUGUGAGUACAUGCAGAAUGUGCUCCUCCUGCUAAAAAUAACAUUUCUCCUGUCAACCACGAUGCACCCACCCCCACAACACCACCCAGAAGAACACAUUAACACCUUGGCUUUGCACGUAGCCCGAUUCACAGCAGCCACAAGUGGUAGAGGGAUCUGCACUCUGUGCAUGCUGACAAAUCAUAUGGCACAGCGAGGAACAGAGGAGUGAAACUGGGCUAGCAGAAGUUGACGCCUUAUCAUCACAGUCCCUCUGAGCAUGCUGUAGGCUGACACCUCCACCAACCGAGUCAUCUCCCCGGUGCCAGCAUGAGGAGCACGAGCCUGCUAUCCUGAUUUAGCCUCUGGUGAGCCAGGCUUGGCUUGCCACACCAGGAAGGCUGGAAGAGGUGCGUGGACGCAAAAGGCGCAGGAGCGCCGUGGGUGCGCCGGCAGCAGGAGAAGCACAGCACAUCCAACCACUGCUGCUCACAGCUGUGCCAUGGGCACGGAAAAUGUGCUUUGUACACAAGGCAUGUGAGAUGUUUCUCCCAUUGCUGUUCCCUGUUUGCUGCCUAAUCCCAUCUGGGAGCCUGUAAAUAAUAUUUCAGAGCAAGAAGGAUGGAGUGGAGAUAGCUAUCGCCCCUAAAACCGACUCCUGCUACAGCCAAGGUGCAGGUCUGUCAGAUAGCCUGCUUGUGCUUCUAAGAUAAUGAAAGACAGGGACAGCAAAGCUUUUUAAAAUGGUGGAAGGCUAGAGAAUACCAGAUUUUUUUCCCCAAUUAUUCUUAUGAAAAGCUGCACUUUUUUCCUUAAAAAUUAAAGAUUUCCUUAAAGCUGAAGACACAGCACCCCUGCCCAUGGCAGGAAGUUGGAACCAGAGGAUCUUUAAGUUCUCAUUCAACACAAACCCUCAUAGGAUUCUAUGGCAGUAAAAACUGACCAUCCUUCAGAAUUUUUCAUGUUAAAUUCCCAUUCAACCCAAACCAUCACAGGAUUCCAUGACAGUAAAAAUUGACCAUCCUUCAGAAUUUCUCACAUUGUUCUAGACAAAUAAUUUUAAAACUCAUUAUUUACAGUUUCGCUUUAGUAUAAAUUUAGAUUCUUUGUAAAAGAGAAAAAAAAAAAACAAACAAGGAAAGAGAGAGCUGGAACCAAGUUGUAGCUAAAUAUCAGCAGGUGACACAAGAUUGAUUCCAAGUCAUAGAGGUCACUGUCAGUCCACUGCAGCCUUCCCCCAGGACAGUGUGAAGCUUUAUUCAAAGGAGAUUUUCAGAAAACCCAGGAGAUUUAAAUGCAUAAGUUCCAAUCCCAUGGCAAGCACAUGAGCCUAUGUUCUCACUCUUGAAAUUAAGCUCCUUUAACUCUCAUUUGUGUGGCUGGGAGAGCCCUGGGCCCCUGCAGCUCUUCCCUUGUCUGAACCUCCCCUGAUGGCUCCGGCAAAGCCAGGAAGGCUUUGGUGGGCCCUGAAGGCACCCAGCCCUUUGCAGAUGGUGCUUAGCACUUAACAGGAUCAGCCCCUCAGCCCCUUGUGUGGUGUCCAUCACCUCAGAUGCCUCACCAGCCCCGAAACCGCGCGACGCCACCACAUGUGAUCAGCCCCAUAAGCUGCUUUCACCUCACCUCGAAUGUUUGCUGUGCUGAUAAUCCCAGCGGGGUGCCCGUAUAAAGGAGCCCCUUGUUCAGGGCAAAUGGGAGGAAUGCUCUUCCAUAAGAAAAUUAGGGAGUUGGCAGAGGUGUAAAGCUUAAGGUUUGCAAGAUUGCUUUUGCUUGGCCAAAUGUUGUGAGGUUUCAGGGUUGUUUUUGGAGAUCCUGGUGUUUAAAGUUAGUUAUUCAGCAGGUGGUCUGGCAGCAGUUGUAUAUGGAAAAGCAGCUUCCAGUCAGAUAUCAGCAUUUUAGCUUUUUUUGUUUCUUCUCCAGUCGUUGCUUACUCCUGUUUUAGCAAAUGUAACACCAGAAUCAAGUCCUUUCCUGGGAUGAAAACCUGUGAGUUCAUCGGCCAAGAUGGAGCUUCAGUUUUGGCCUGAUUUUGUAUCUUUCUUGAAGAAGCUGAAUGGUCGGAUGCUCUUGGUGGUUCUGGUCACAUCUUUUUUGAUUAUUGACCUAGUGAAAAAGAGACGACCCAGGAAUUUCCCUCCAGGGCCGCAGCUCUUUCCUCUCGUGGGAACCUUUGUGGACUUUAAGCAGCCCCUCCAUCUUGCACUGCAGAAGCUUACGGGUCGGUACGGGAACAUCUUCAGCGUGCAGUUUGGGAGUCUGACAUUCGUGGUGGUCAACGGGUACCAGAUGGUGAGAGAAGCUCUUGUCCACCAGGCUGAAAUAUUUGCUGACCGGCCAAACAUUCCACUCCUCCAAGAAAUAUUUAGAGGCUUCGGGCUCAUAUCUUCCAACGGGCACAUAUGGAGGCAGCAGAGAAAGUUUGCUUUAGCAACACUGAAAAGCCUUGCUGUAAAUUUUGAGGAAAAAGUGCAAGAGGAGAGUCGGUACCUCGUGGAGACAAUUGAAGAGGAGAAAGGACAGCCCUUUGACCCUCAUUACAAAAUCAACAGUGCCGUUUCGAACAUCAUCUGUUCCAUAACUUUUGGGAACCGCUUUGACUACCAUGACAACCGUUUCCAGGAACUGCUGCACUCCCUGGCUGAAACGCUGCUGCUCAUCGGAAGUUUCUGGGGCCAGCUCUAUAAUGCUUUUCCUCUCAUCAUGAGAUGGUUGCCAGGACCUUUCAGGAAAAUCUUCAGGCACUGGGAGAAACUUCAAUAUUUUGUGAAAGGCGUGAUUGCAAAGCACAAGGAGGAUUUGGACCAGUCCGAGGCAGGAGAUUAUAUUGGUUGUUACCUGAAGGAAAUAGAAAAGUUUAAAGGUGACACCAGCUCCCAUUUCCAUGAGGAAAAUCUGCUAUGCUCCACCUUGGACCUGUUCUUAACUGGGACAGAGACAACGGCCACCGCCAUCCGCUGGGCUCUGCUCUACAUGGCUGCAUACCCCCACAUUCAGGAGAAAGUGCAGCAGGAGAUCGACGCCGUGGUCGGGCAGUGCCGGCAGCCCUCGAUGGCCGACAAGGAGGAGAUGCCCUACACCAGCGCCGUGCUGAGCGAGGUGCUGCGCGUGGGCAACGUGGUGCCCCUGGGGGUGCCCCGCAUGGCCACCAGCGACACCACCCUGGCCGGCUUCCACCUGCCCAAAGGCACCACCCUGAUGACCAGCCUGACUUCAAUAAUGUUCGACAAAAACGUGUGGGAGACUCCAGACACCUUUAAUCCUGAACAUUUCCUGGAAAACGGCCAGUACAGGAGGCGGGAGGCUUUUCUGCCCUUCUCUGCAGGCAAGAGGGCUUGUCCCGGGGAGCAGCUCGCCAGGACCGAGCUCUUCAUCUUCUUCGUGGCCCUGCUGCAGAAGUUCACCUUCCAGGCCCCAGCAGCGGCCGCGCUGUCCUUCGCCUUCACGCUCAGCCUCACGCGCUGCCCCAAGCCCUUCCAGCUCUGCGCCCUGCCCCGGCACUGAGCCAGGCCUGGGGCUGCCCACAGCCCCCCAAACUGGGAAAUCCCCUUCUCCUGACCACCCCGGAGAUUUUGGGCUGAAAUGAUAGGCCCUGGAGGUCCAGCACCUGCCAGCAUCUGGGAGGUAGGGGAAGGGCUCAAAGGCCACAGCAAACACAACCCUUGUGGCUCUUCACCUCAUUCCUGCUCCCCGCUACCAGUCUGACAAAAUGCAUGGAUUUAAAAGCCUUAUUACCUCAUUUCCACUGUCAGCA
Messenger RNA from Passer domesticus (house sparrow), 4975 nucleotides. Its product is annotated as cytochrome P450 2J2-like. The transcript has 9 exons. NCBI's taxonomy places the organism in Eukaryota, Metazoa, Chordata, Aves, Passeriformes, Passeridae. Gene Ontology annotation, cellular component: cytoplasm; intracellular membrane-bounded organelle. Gene Ontology annotation, molecular function: heme binding; oxidoreductase activity, acting on paired donors, with incorporation or reduction of molecular oxygen, reduced flavin or flavoprotein as one donor, and incorporation of one atom of oxygen; iron ion binding. The record is from RefSeq and is a predicted model, not a curated record. Gene Ontology annotation, biological process: xenobiotic metabolic process. Bases 3229 to 4725 code for a protein of 498 amino acids.